Messenger RNA from Diversispora eburnea, 255 nucleotides. The record is from the annotation of a GenBank genome assembly. Lineage: Eukaryota; Fungi; Glomeromycota; Glomeromycetes; Diversisporales; Diversisporaceae.
GGAUCGCUACCAUGUGGUCAAAAAAUUUCCAAUGAACUUUCUGCACGUGUCACUAGAAUCGUCAAUGAUUUUGAUACAAAAAAUAAUACACUGGAAAUCGAAAACAUCUUCAGUAAACUUAUUGCGGAAAUUAGUACUAAAAUCACCAAUGAACUUUCCGCACGUAUUUCUGAAAUAAAUUCUACUUUCACUGCGGAGCUCGGCAAAAAUAAUAAUAAACUUAUUGCAGAAAAUCAAAAAGAUCAAUUUACGUGA